CAUCAGGAGGUUGAGACGCCACUCUGCUCUCUCAGCUGCUGUCCUCGUGGCGUCCAGCUGCAAACACGAGCCAUUAACGUUUGGAAAACUCAGAGGAAAUAAGAUUUCAACAAAAUAUACAUUUUUUUAUUUAUUGUCUACUCACUGUGAGCGCAAUAAUGCAACUAAUGACUUCACGCCGGAGGAUGACACCGUCUUUUUCACUCACGGCGUUUGUUUUACUGACAACCUUGUUGUUGAAGGGUCUCAGGGUCAGCGGCUCCCCUGCGUGCGCGUCCUGUGGCAUCCCGGGGAUGGAGAAAGAAGCAGAGGAGAGGAUGAUGGUAGAGUUUGCCAAGCAGCAACUUUUGGACAAGCUGCACCUGAGAGAGAGACCAAACAUCACCCAAACGGUGCCCCGGGUCGCGCUCCUCACUGCGCUGCGUAAACUGCACUCUGGUCGCGUCAGGCAGGAUGGCACCCUUGAACUAGAAAACAACUCCCUAACCAAAGACCAAGGCUAUGAAAUAGUGAGCUUUGCAGAUAUAAAUAAUUCUGACAAUGGGGAUAAAGCCAGCCUCAGCCUCACCUUUCAGUUCCUGCAGGAACGUGGCAAGAGCAUCCAGGUCCUCCAGUCUUCUCUGUGGAUCUACGCCCACUCUUCUCAGGACCCUCACCGGACCUCCCGUCUCCUAGCCCGGGUCUUCCUCUCUGCAGUUGGAGAAGCCUCGGGAUCAAACCGCACCCUGGUGAUAGAGAAGAUGCUGGAAAUUCAGGAGAGCAACUGGCACACUUUUCCCAUCACCCGCACCUUGCAGGCUUUCCUGGAUGGAGGUGAACACCAGCUACAGCUUGAGGUCAGCUGCGAAGAAGAUGGGAAGAACCUGUGUUCUCUAGAUGCUUCUGGUGACUCCCCAAACCAGCCUUUCAUGGUGGCCCAGGUGCGUCUUCGUGACAACCCCUCCAAGCACCUGAUCAGGAAGCGGUCACUGCGGUGUGGUGAGCAUGUAACAGUGUGCUGUAAGAAGGACUUCUACAUCAAGUUCAAGGACAUCCAGUGGGAUGAGUGGAUCAUUGCACCUGAGGGGUACCACAUGAACUACUGCAUGGGUCAGUGUCCGCAGCAUCUGUCCGGUUCUCCAGGGAUAGCGUCCUCGUUCCACGCCACAGUGUUCAGCCAGCUGAAAGUCAACGGCAUCAACACGGCCGCGGCAUCGUGCUGCAUCCCCACUGAGCGCCGACCGCUCUCCAUGGUCUAUUUCAACUCUCAGCACAGCAUCGUCAAAACCGACGUCUCCGACAUGAUAGUAGAGUCCUGCGGCUGCACAUAGAAGACAACAGGAGAUGCUGUUAUCGUCACAUGUUUUAGAAUGUUUUUUGUUUUAGAAAAAAAGACUUGGAGAGACAAAAACUCAUAAACGCUACAGGUCUAUCAGCCUACAUUUGUAGUUUCCAUGCGAGAAACAGAAAAAAUUACAAAUGAAUUCUUAUUUUUGUAUGAUCUUCUUGUAAUUUACUACAAAAAAAUCUAUAUUUAUAGAGCUCUUUUUACAAGAAACAAACUGUGUUGUGACAUUCAGGAUGGUAGCGUUGAAAUUAAAUAUCAGAGGAAUUAUGACCACAAAUGCAACAUAUUACUGGGACAGUAAUAAGACUGAAAUAUCACGUUUUUAAAAUAGAAUGCAAAUGCUCCAAAACCCUCCACAUUGACUUUAAAAUUAUGCUAAGAUAGUCUAAUCUGUCAUUAAAAAUCACAUUUAUUUGCUUUUUAAACAAAUAUAUGAAUUUUUUUAAAGCCAGCCUAAUACAUUUUGCCAGUUUAUGCUGGAUGUGGAGCUUCAGCUCCACAACAAAUGUUGAUGUUUUAAGUUUAGGUCUGUCUUUGAUGUCUUUUGGAUUUAUUUUAUUUUAUGUUCAUGUUCUUAAUAAUGUUAGCAGGUCACUGGUCGGGACUGCACGCAGACCAGUUAAGCUGCUGGAUGAUUUUUUUUGUUUUGUUUUUGUUUUUAAUGACAAAGCCACCAGAUCAAAGAACGUUCUUCCUCUUUGCCUCCAAUCAUUUCUGCAGAUUUGUUCUUUACCAUUUGCAUCUUUUCUUCUUUAUUGCUGCCAUUUUAACUCAAAGCUUUUAAGGAGAAUUGUUGGGAUCCUUGAUCUAAAGUGUGCCUUCUUCUUUAACUUAUCAAGUGCAAAUUUUCAGAAGGACAUUUCUUAGCUGGAUGGAUCUGGUCCGAGCAGUUACGGUCAGUCCCAGCUGCAGUGAGUGUGUUUGCAAUAUUUAGAUAUCAACAUCUGCACUCUAUUCUUUACUCAAGUGGGUGAGUCAUGUAGGUACCUCUGACAGUUUAUGAACCCAAGGUCAUCUCACAGCAGUGUGAGCAAACAUUGCUUCAGUGCCUGCUGAUGUGAAGGUCUGCUCGGCAGGUGGGUCAACGAGCAUGUGCUGUUGCACGUUGGCAUUUAUAGCUUUCAAAGUCUAAAGUUCCUGGGAUGAUGUAAAUUUAGUAGCUUUCCAGUUACAACCAAGCCAGCUGUAUCUGUUUAUGGAAACGCCUCUGUUGCAGCACCAGAGCUCAUUUGUUGUUUGAAUGUAAACAACAAACCCUCAGACUCAUCAGAUUAUAAAUAUUCUGCAGGAUUUAAAGUGGAAACAGGUUAGAAAUAUCACCGCCUUAUCUCGGAUUGCUUAUAUUCAAGGCGUGAAGUUUGUGAAGGACAUUAACAAUAGUUUGUUUUUUCUUGGGGGGAAUUUCCAGUGGGAGCAAGUCAAAGAUUGUCAGGCAUGCUUGAUGUCAAGGAUCAAGAAAUAUCAAAGUACCACAGAAACCAGUUAAAUCAAAUUCACACUCAUAUGAACAGCAAUUUAUGCUUAAAUAGAGCAAUUUAAAUCUGAUUUAACCUGCAGGUGAUUCUUGCCUCCUUGCUAACAGGGAUUUAGUAAUUCCCUGGAGAUUUACUGGCAGUAUGAAAAAGAAAUGUCUUCCAAAUUACAGUUUCCUUAUCUGGUUUUGUAACAGAGGAACUCACCAAACCCACUUUGUCUCAUGGAUGAGGUGAAACAAGUCCUUUCAGACAAGAAAUCCAACAAUGGCGAUGCAUGGGUCUAAACGCUGGCCUAAUUUCCUCACCACACCUUUCUCUGUGAAAUCAUGGAUCUGUUUUUUCCUCUGAUUCGUUGUCUGUUUUUGUUUUGUGUAUAUUUACUGUCCCAGGACUCGAUGGAACACUUAAGUGCCGUUUUAGCGCAGUCAAACCAAGCACUUUAUCUGCCUACUGUAAUUCUAGAGCUAACUUUGCUUGACGGGUAUUUAAUGUAGAGAGAGGCGUGACCUAAAAUGUCUGACAGAGAGCAAGCGUGCAUUUGUCCUGAGCUUUCUUUGUGUUUAAACACGCUGCAGGCUCUCAGCAUACAGAUUAUGUCAUGGAAGAGGGAACAGAGCCAGGAUUGUAUAUUUUUGUCAGUUCAAAUGUUUAAUUGUUUAUAUUUUUAUAUAAUUCUGUAUAUUAUAUCAGAAACAACAAUGGUUUGUAAUGAUAUUUUGAACUAUUUGAUUUCAGUUGAGUAUGUAUUUUAAUAAAAAUGUGUGUUUUAUAAGUAAA
Messenger RNA from Nothobranchius furzeri (turquoise killifish), 3579 nucleotides. Its product is annotated as inhibin beta B chain. Gene Ontology annotation, molecular function: cytokine activity; hormone activity; growth factor activity. Gene Ontology annotation, cellular component: extracellular region. The record is from RefSeq and is a predicted model, not a curated record. NCBI's taxonomy places the organism in Eukaryota, Metazoa, Chordata, Actinopteri, Cyprinodontiformes, Nothobranchiidae.